This is a messenger RNA of Durusdinium trenchii, 622 nucleotides long. Lineage: Eukaryota; Dinophyceae; Suessiales; Symbiodiniaceae. The record is from the annotation of a GenBank genome assembly.
GCGCUGUGAGCCCUACCGCGUGGAGCGGGAUCUUGCCUUUGGUACUAGGCAAUUUUGCUUGCCGCUGCCAGGAUCGCAGCCGCCCUUCAACUAUAGCUUGUGGAUGUCAAGCGAGCAGUACUUCUAUGCCAUCAAGCUGGUGCCAGCAGAUGUGGGCUGCAAGCUUUUCAAGACAGAUGUCUUUGUUUUGCAGGCGGAAGCACUCAAGGGCGAUUUCUACGGGUCUUUUCGAACAAGAAAGUUGUCUUUGCUGGCUGGUCUGGUGACACAGAAGAUGACCUUGGCUUUCAGCUCGGUGGAUAUGUCUUUGCAGCUUGGGUUCUUGUUUAAUAUCAUUUUUCCGUUCAAUUUUUGGGCUUGUGGUCCUGCCUGGUGCCUGGGCCAGAGCCACUUCCAGCGACACUUGCAGGAUCGGGCACUCUAUUGCAAGAAGAUUUUGCUUGGCAUGAAGAUGGUCCGUCAUGCUGACUCCAAAGGCAAACCCUUUGAGCCCCACCUCAUGCGGUGUGUCAAGUGGAGCGACAGCUUGAUGAUGGCCAUCCAGGCUUCUGAGAAGCGUGUUCAGAACUAUGCCCAGGGCCCAGGGCCCAAGGUGAAUGUGGAGCAGGACCAUGAGGACAAU